Messenger RNA from Mucor velutinosus, 372 nucleotides. RefSeq lists its product as uncharacterized. The record is from RefSeq and is a predicted model, not a curated record. Lineage: Eukaryota; Fungi; Mucoromycota; Mucoromycetes; Mucorales; Mucoraceae. The coding region runs from base 1 to 372 and encodes 123 amino acids. The transcript has a single exon.
AUGUCCAACAAUAACUUUGAUGUCAAUGGUGCCGCCACCAACUUCUCCAAGACUUGUAACUAUAGUGAACUUAGUAACUCCAAAGGUGAAUACAAGUAUAACUUUGCCUGUAUCCCUUCCAAUGCCACCAAUACCAACGAUGCUCAAUGUAUCCGAUUUGCUCCUGAGAAGAUGCCCAAUACUUUUGAUUGUGAUUAUUUCUUUGGCGGUCAAUGGCGCAAUGCCACUGAGCAACAAGGCUUAACUUGUGUUGGUAACUGUCAAGGCCCACCUGAAGCCAAGGCUGUCGGUGCCGGUGUCACUGCCUACCCUAGCUUUGCCCUUACCUUUGCUGCUUUGUUCAUGGCCUUUAUGAUGUUCAAGCGCAACUAA